Messenger RNA from Neofelis nebulosa (Clouded leopard), 13423 nucleotides. RefSeq names its product ASXL transcriptional regulator 2 (gene ASXL2). The coding region runs from base 1283 to 5062 and encodes 1259 amino acids. Gene Ontology annotation, cellular component: PR-DUB complex. The record is from RefSeq and is a predicted model, not a curated record. The transcript is spliced from 9 exons. Gene Ontology annotation, molecular function: DNA binding; peroxisome proliferator activated receptor binding; chromatin binding. Gene Ontology annotation, biological process: animal organ morphogenesis; positive regulation of transcription by RNA polymerase II. NCBI's taxonomy places the organism in Eukaryota, Metazoa, Chordata, Mammalia, Carnivora, Felidae.
UGUAUGUCAGUUCUUUCCCAUAUAUAAACCCUGUCAUAAGGGUGGAAUGCAAAGCCAAUACCAAGUCUGACAAGUCAACCUUCUUAGUGUUAACUGCUCUUGUCCUCUUGAAAUGUUAUCUAUUGUGUAUUCCUUUGUUAGGACAUCUGAGAACCCAUGGAAAUGCUAUUUUCCAAACCUGUGUAUUCCAAUGAGUCAUGCAUGCUUCUGCACUUUUAUAUCAGGUAGCUAUCUACCAACAUACUUUAUAUGGUAUCUUAAAGCUCUUUAGCCAUAGCUAAAUGGGAUGCCAUUUUGCUAUCCAGGCCUUUAUAGUCCAGCUGCCAUGGAAAGGAGAAGGUGUCAGUAAGCACGCACUCUGUCAACACUAUUCCAUAGUCAUCACCAGCGGCAGCAAUUAUUCUUUUAUUAUUAAAGGGUCUGAAUCAGCAGUUUCGUUAUCUCUCGCCGUGAGCUGCAUGCACUGCUGAACUUUACGGAACCUAAAACUGUAAUUGCUAUUUAUUAGAAGAGGACAGGCUCUUGAAGGGGAAACCCUCAUUCACAUAAGACUGAUGUUUGGCUCAGCUCUGAUGGGGUAUAAAACAAGUAGUGAUGAGUAGAGAGGGGUUAUACCCUGUGCAAACGUCCAUUGCUACCAUUAGAGGUAUCCUACAACCCUCUCACACUGACUGGUGGGCCUGAAACUAUUGAUUUAAGAGAUGAAGGAAUAUAAGAAUUAAAGCUGUUCUAGAGUUUUUGAGGUGGAAUGGCCUUAUCGCCUUCAUUUUAAAAUAGGGAAAACUGGACCCUUUCUGUCAGCCCAGGGCCCUUGCACUGUAUCAUGUUGUCAUCAGAUUUACCUUAAGACACACAUACUGUACAACAGGCUCUAGAAUCUUUUCUCAGUUUUAUCUAAUUUGAUGACUCAUGGUUUAUAUUCUUCCUGCUUCAAUCAAUCUAUUGAAAAAUAAAAAAAUGAAAAGUAGUGAAUAUUAACACCCAUCCCUUCCCCGUCCUAUCAUCCUUCACUAGAACUUUCUGAGGAAAUAAACUGAAAAGGGAGGCUGUUGCAGUAGAACUCCAAAAAGAAGAUCCUUCCCAAAAGUGUUUGGUCACAGUUCUUAAUACAGUAUCGUCUAGACUGUCACAACCAUCCUCUCCCCAGUCAGGCUGCCCAUCACCUACCAUUCCAGCAGGUAAAGUCAUUUCUCCAUCACAGAAGCACAGCAAGAAGGCACUAAAACAGGCUCUAAAACAGCAACAGCAGAAGAAGCAGCAGCAACAGCAAUGCAGGCCAAGCAUGUCCAUCUCCUGCAACCAGCCUCUCUCCCUGAAGACUGUCAAAGCAACCAGUGACUCUGUAUCUGCCAGGCCUGCAAUGUGGGAAGGAAAGCCAUCUGAUGGCCAGUCAAGCAGCCCUCAGAACUCAAAUUCUAGCUUUUCUUGUUCAGUUCAAGUGGAAAAUCCCUUGCUAGGCUUGGGGAAGAAGUCAUUCCAGAGGUCUGACAGGCUCCACACAAGGCAAAUGAAAAGGACUAAAUGUGCUGAAAUUGAUGUUGAGACACCAGACUCCAUUCUGGUUAACACAAAUCUACGAGCACUGAUCAACAAACACACCUUUUCAGUCCUUCCUGGAGAUUGCCAGCAGCGACUGCUUUUACUCCUUCCAGAGGUGGAUCGUCAGGUUGGUCCAGAUGGUCUGAUGAAGUUAAAUGGCUCAGCCCUUAACAAUGAGUUCUUCACUUCAGCAGCCCAAGGCUGGAAGGAACGACUCUCAGAAGGUGAGUUUACACCUGAGAUGCAGGUGAGAAUUCGACAAGAGAUUGAGAAGGAGAAAAAAGUAGAGCCAUGGAAAGAACAAUUCUUUGAAAGCUACUAUGGUCAGAGUUCUGGCCUGAGCCUUGAGGAUUCAAAGAAAUUAACCGCCUCGCCCAGUGAUCUCAAAGUAAAGAAAACCCCAGCAGAGCAACCAAAAUCCAUGCUUCCUUCAGAGGCCUCACCUGCCAGUACAGUCCCAGUGAUUCACCAGUUAGAGUCUAAAGAAGAAGUGGCACAAGCACCAUCCCCAGUAAGGAAGGAAGAGCAUGAAAGCCAAGAUCUGGUGCCGCCGAACUCGAAGCCCACAGAGCCCCUACUGUCCUCAGCAAGCAAUACCCAAGAGCUUGGCGGCACUGUUCCCAUCAAGUGCCCUAAGGAUGAUGAGCUCUUGGAGCAGAAGCCAGUUGCCUCUGUUGAACAGGAGUCUGAGAAAGAGAAUCAUCUCACUACAGUUUCUAAUUAUAACAAAGAUGAAAGCCAAGGAGCUUUAGUUACGUCCCCAAACAAACCCAAGAGUCCUGGGGUGGAUAAGCCAGGAAUGAAGCCCAUAGUAGAAACAGGUCCACAGGAGACCAGUAUGAAAGAACCUCCAUCAGCUCUGACCGAUCACAGCCCAGAGAGCCUUAAGAGGAAAUCUUGUCUCCUCCAAGAAGAGGCCCCUGUGAGCUGGGAGAAAAGGCCGCGUGUCACUGAGAAUCGCCAGCACCAGCAGCCAUUUCACGUCUCGCCACAGCCCUUUCUCAGUAGAGCAGACAGGAUCCAGGUGCGAAAAGUACCGCCUCUCAAGAUCCCUGUCUCCAGAAUCUCCCCCAUGCCUUUUCCUACAUCGCAGGUCUCUCCCAGGGCUCGUUUUCCAGUCUCCAUCACUAGUCCUAACAGAACAGGAGCCAGAACUCUUGCAGACAUCAAAGCAAAAGCCCAGCUGGUCAAAGCACAGAGGGCAGCAGCCGCCGCCGCCGCCGCCGCUGCCGCCGCCGCCUCGGUUGGAGGGACCAUUCCAGGACCUGGCCCGGGGGGUGGACAAGGUCCAGGAGAGGGUGGUGAAAGGAAGCCUGCUAGAGGAGGGAGUCCAGACUCAGACAGAGCCCGUGAACCCGGAAAGGGCCCCGCACUGGAAUUGGCAGGAACUGGAAGCAGGGGAGGUACGAGAGAGCUUUUACCCUGUGUUCCAGAGACUCAGCCCCAGUCUGAGACCAAGACCCCAGACCAGGCUCAGCCUCAUAGUGUCUCUGGAGCACAACUACAGCAAACCCCCUCAGUGCCUCCAACACCUGUCAUCAGUGGAGCACGCACAAGUGUCCCAUCACCAGCCCACACUCACGCACCCCCACCAGCUGUAGGGAAACUGAGUAAUGAAAAACUGAAUCCCACCAGGGCAACAGCCACAGUGGCCUCUCAUACCCACCCACAAGGGCCCAACGAUUGCAGACAGGAGAAAGCGCCUUCUGCUCCGACAGAUUCUGCUCUCCUCUCUGGUGCCUCGCCUGUUCGUUUCGCAGCUGACGGCACAGUUGAGCCCAGAGUAGGUUCUAGUAAGAAUAUACCAGACCCUUCAGCCUCAGCAGAGACAACUGCUAGUACAUCAGUGGAUAUGACUCCCUCUCCUUUAACAUCUUUAUUAACAGCAGCCACUUUAGAAAAGCUUCCUGUACCCCAGGUCAGUGUGACUGUAGCACCUACCGGAUCAGCUCCGUCCUCGAGCACUUUGCCAGUAGCUUCUAGCCUUAAAACUCCAGGAACUUCUUCAAAUAUGAAUGGACCCAUUUCAAGGCCAAGCUCUAGUAUCCCUGCGAAUAAUCCUUUGGUCACUCAGCUGCUUCAGGGCAAAGAUGUUCCCAUGGAGCAAAUUCUGCCCAAACCUCUCACCAAAGUUGAAAUGAAAACUGUUCCACUGACCACAAGAGAGGAGCCGGGGGUAGGAGCCCUCACAGGCACCAACGCAACAGAGAUCAGCAGAGAGGAAGUUAGUGAGAGGCAGUCUCGCCCAGCUCUACAGCCGCUGGGUAAAACCUUGCAAAAUAAGCAGCUCCCCCAGGUUCCAAGAUCCCUCCAGCUCUUGACAGGUAAGGAUCUGAGGGACUCUAGCAUUGACACACACCAAUACCAGGAAGGACUAAGUAAAGCCACUCAAGAUCAGAUCCUUCAGACUCUCAUCCAGAGGGUUCGGAGGCAGAAUGUUCUCCCAUUUGUGCAGCCCUCCCAGUUCAGCUUCACUCACUCAGGUUUCCAGUUAGACGAUAUCUCCACAAGCCAGAGGUUCAUGUUGGGUUUUGCUGGCAGAAGGACAUCAAAGCCUGCAAUGGCAGGUCACUACUUACUUAACAUUUCCACCUAUGGCCGGGGUUCAGAGAGCUUUAGGAGGACCCAUUCUGUAAACCCUGAAGACCGUUUUUGUCUAAGUAGCCCCACUGAGGCCUUGAAAGUGGGAUAUACAGACUGUAAAAAUGCAACAGGAGAUAGUAGCAGCGGCAAAGAAGAAGAUACUGAUGAGGAAAGUACUGGUGAUGAGCAAGAACCCAUCAUGGUGAAGGAGGAGCCCCAGGCUUCCCAGGGUUCUGGCAAGUGUGAAGCAAGUUCAGGACCCCACAGUAGAGAGACCCCAUCCACCAAUGAUUGUUUAGCAAAAAAGAAUGUGAAGGCGGAGACACCAGUGCAUGAGCAAACCACUUUAAGCAAGGAGAAUUACCUGUUCCCUAGAGGCCAAACAUUUGAUGAAAAAACCCUAGCCCGAGAUUUUAUUCAGGCAGCACAGAAACAAAUAGCUCAUGCAGUGAGAGGGAAGACGAUGCGUAGCAGCCCUGAGCUUUUCAGUUCUUCUGCUCUCCCUCUGACUGCAGACAGUCCCACCCAUCAGCCUCUCCUCCUUCCACCACUGCAAACCCCAAAGCUAUAUGGAAGCCCCACACAGAUUGGGCCAAGCUACAGAGGCAUGAUCAAUGUCUCCACCUCGUCUGACAUGGACCCUAACUCUGCUGUACCGGGGAUGCCUGACUGUAGCCAAGUAUCUAGCAACGUAGGUGAUGUCAUGUCCUUUUCAGUGACUGUCACUACUAUCCCUGCUAGCCAAGCUAUGAAUCCCAGCAGCCAUGGCCAGACCAUUCCUGUUCAGGCCUUUCCUGAAGAGAACAGCAUAGAGGACACACCUUCGAAAUGUUACUGCCGAUUGAAAGCCAUGAUCAUGUGCAAGGGGUGUGGAGCGUUCUGCCACGAUGAUUGCAUCGGCCCCUCUAAACUUUGUGUCUCCUGCCUUGUCGUUCGGUAACGAGACUAGAAAGAGAACAUGCUGUAAAGGAGGCAGGAAGGGAAGGGUUGACGAGAUGUGUUUUUUGCAUCCUUUGGGAAUCACAGAAAUAAAUAAGGAGGUUUCAGUUGUCUUGAGAGACAAAUGUUACUUAAUCAGGAAUACAGAGUGCAGAUCUUACAUUUUAGAGGAAGAGCACCUUGUAUAGUAAGUCUAGGUCAAGUAAGACUUUGUGAAUUUGUGACAAGUUUGCACUUACAAAAUCAUGUAAAUAUGUCACAUUUUGUUUUAACGUUUUCCAGCUGUUUAGGUAAUGAUGUAUUACUUUAAAUUCAGAUUUAUGUUCUGCUUCAUGUGACUCUGAGAAAACUUUAAUGCCAUGCAUGGUUACAGGAAGCUGUCUCUCUUCUGUCCUUUCCUAAGUGGCCAGGAAAAGGAAGGAGUUGAAGGGAUGGUCUGGAGAAAUGACCAUUCAAGCUGAUUAUGUCAUGACAGUCUGACUGCAGGCUUUACAUGGAUUAUUCAGCCUUUGCAGAAUCUGGAGUCAGGGUUUGCUCAGUCCCUUUAUCUUAGACAGGAAGAACCUUCUUAAGUUCAAAUUUUUGAUAAGAUGUUAAUUUCACAGGUAGUAUCUCAGACUCCAAAAGCUCUUGACCUGGUUCUUGGCUUCCACAAACCCGUGCUGUUGCCAAGCUCUCUGCUUGCAGUUUGUGGAUCCCUGCCCUCAAGUCCCACUACCCUGCCCUGAGACUGUGAAUGUGGCCCAUAAAGGAGAUGCCUCUCCGGGCCCCUGCUGUUACUGUCGCCUGUGCAGGGCAGCAGUUCCGGCAAUAACAUCCAAGUACUUUGUCAGUCGUGGAGCUUACAAACAGGUAGGAAAUACUAGGACAAAAGUAACAAAUAAUAUUAAUGAUGGGGUGAUUUGAACUAUGUGUUUUGUUGGGCAAAGGAGUAAAAGUGCAGAAAUUGUUAAACUGAACAUACAGAACUUUGGAAAACGGUUUUAACACUAGAAACAAGGUAGUCUUUCUUUUCCUCUUCUUGCCCAACCCGUUCCCUGAUGUUCUGUAGUCCUGCUGUCGCUGCAGGAAGAAAAGCCCUUGGCUGUCACAUUUGCUCGUUCUGUUAAGCCUGUUUGGACCUCCCAGGCAUCUGAGGAGUAUGGAAGAACCUUGUUCUAUAUGACUCUGAAUACAGUGUGCACGCAUACAGUAAAAGUUAGACACUUUUCCUGUUUGAGAAAACCUGUCCUCUAUUUUGGAUUACUGGUAUCUAUGCACUAGAGAUUUCUAAUGUAAAGGGGCCUCAGUAAAUGGCUAAGGGAACAUCUAGAAAGGAGAAAUUAGCUUCACAGUUUUGUUAUUUGUUUUUGUUGACUUUUUUUGUUUCCUUUUUUAUUCUUUUAAAUCUUGUCUCUAAUGACUGAAGAGUUUUUGAGUACAUAUAUUUAGGUCAUGGUUAAAGAACAUUAGAAUAAAUCUACAGUUUAUCAGAAUUUGGUAUCGAAGAAUUGGAUGUUGUCAAUGUGCAUCUUUUGCAUAUUGAUUUUAAGUUUCCUAAUUUCAAGUGUAUAAAGUAAAAAUAUUAUUGCAACCUAGUACACUUGUGGUUGUACUUAGUAUUCAGGAUGUGAUAUUUACCAUACGCAGAACAGUGUAAACUUAUUAAGUCACAUUCCAGAUUAGGAGAAAGUAGACAGUAACACUCUUCCCCAUUCUGUUACCCAUUCCCCUCCUUGCCCCAUAAUAUACAUGCUUGUAAUACUUUUGAACCCCAUAAGAAACUUACUGCUACACUAUUCUUCAGUUUUUGUUUUUGUUAAUUUUUUGCUACCCAAGGCAAAUAUAAGAUUAAUAUCUGUGUUCCAGUUUCAGCUGAGACAAUAGGAUGCCCUCCUAACUUCCCGUUUUCUUCAUGGCUUAAAAAUAUGAAGGCUGCAAGGAUACAGGGGUAAGGAUUAAGUUCUCCAGCCAAGAUCCAGUAGGAAACAGAAACCAUGCUUCUGUUCCCCAGACUGUCAGUACCCUGGACAGUCCAAGGGAGGGAGUUCAAAGCACAUAUUGCUGGGUUAGACUCCCCAUACUUAGCUUCUUCACUCCCCAUGUCCGUGCCAGGACCGAAGGCGGUCUGUGCGCUGGAAGUGCCUGAGUGAUUCAGAACGGACCCCAUGCUGAACGUUAAUUACCAGUUUGGAUUGAUCAACGUGAGUUUUCUUCUUUGCGCCUUUGCUGUCAUAGAAAGUCUCUCUUCCAUGGUUCUCCUAAUCUGAGGUUGGACAGACUAACCAGGAAAGGAGGAAAAGUAUCAGGGAUUUUCAAGUCCACUUGGAGAGCAGACCGUAUUGUGCCUCUUCAUCUUGACCAGGCUCUUGCAGAUAGGCCCUAAGCAUUAUGAUUCCCCAGAUUCUCCUAACAAAUUAUACUCAGCUAAUGAAAUAUUUGCAUUUACAAAUGUCCCUAAAACAGAAUUUGUCGUCUAGGUACACUGUCUCAAUCUUGACAGAAUGAGAGAAUAGAUUCUCUUGGGUUGGUAGUAAAUUAAAUACAAUCCAUUUGUCAGUUCGUUUCAAAACAGUGGUUUCAGGUAGAAAGUCAUUUUAAGAGCUGAACAGAAAAGCAAGAGCAACAAUCCAACCGUAUUACAAUCUGACUCUUUUGAAAAUGAAGCAGGAGGAACAAGAAAGAUCUGUGUGUUGUUAAGAGCAUGGGACUCCAGUACCUUUAAAGCAGUUUUUAUCUUAGGUUUUCAGAGUUGCUUUACCUUUCAGUUCAAUCUGAAAGGUUGUGGAUAAGUGCUAAGCUUAUUUUUGUGGUAUGUAGUUGCACUAUUUCCAGUGACUAGUCAGGCAUUGUGCCUGAUGCUUAUACCUCCAGGGUAUGCUUCUCAGCCUUCAGAUACCUUCCUUUGUAGGUCACCUUGGGGAGAGAGCAUUAACAAUAAUCAUCUCAGUCUUACUUAAUGAAUGUUCUGAGUUGUCUAGUAGAGAAGGCUCCCUGAAUCUUAAAAAAAAUUUUUCCAUGAAAAUUCUCCAGCCUAUUAAACAAAAUAAAGCCAAAUAACCUGGAGUGUUUGCCCUACUAUUCCUUAAACCCUGUGCUCAAGAUACUGAAACUAUAUGUGAUGUCCCAUGUAACAUUUCUAAGAAUAAGAUCUGGCAAAUGGGACGUUUUUCUUGGGGUAGGGGAAGCAUACUAGCAUGGGCUGGGAAGGCACCCAGAUGUAUGUGUUUUAGGAAUUCUCUCAGAUUUAAAUAAAUAGCCAAAGGAAGACCUCGUUGCCUUCUGGGUGAAGGUGUAAAUUCACAUGUAUUAAUGACUCGACAGUGACCAUCCUAAUUGCUUAUUAAUUGCCUUUCUCUACCUUAGAGUCCUUAAAGAACUGUUCGGUGAAAUGAUUUGUUAUAAUGAGGGGGUCUUCUCUGGUCAAUACACCACUAUUUAUUUCUAGAACUCACUGUCCGUGAGCAGCGCCAGGGUUUUCUCUGUGACCUAGAGGUUUCACUUUCACAGCAAGGAGGGAAAAGUUCCCAUUGCAUUACAACAACGUGCUAAGUAAAAAAAACUUGGCCAGUGGUAGCUUUCAGCUCAAUUUGUAGAAUAGUCCAAAGAGACUCUGAGAAACAUGAUGAUAGGCAGGGAUCUUUCCUGCCAUGUUUCAGUACCUACAUACCUAUUGAAAGGGAACAAUAGGUGAAACAUUUCCUAAAGUUGAAGUAAGAGCUUCAUAGAUUCUUGGUUACUUUAUUUUUUUUAAUGCUUUACAUUUGAUACAACUAUUAAAGAUCAAUUUUAAAAAUAGCUUUCCAGUAAUAUAUUUUAAGUAAUAUAUAUUUUAAUAUCUAUGUAAAAAGUGACAGUGGAAGACUUUGAAUUUCUCAUAUAUGGUAUGUUUAAUGUAGGACCUCACUGUUAAGGCACAAAUUAUUACAAAGGAAGUUACUCUAAAGACACUCAGAUUAUUUCCGAGAAAUGCAAUAAGGGGAAUAGUUUUGAAGUUUAUUUUUUAUUUUAAAAGAAAAUCAACUUAUUUACCACAAGCUAUUUUUUUUCCUUCUGGCUUAUAAGGUUUGUACAGACUGGUUUGGUAAAUGCUAAACUUUUGUGUCUUUUGCCUUUUUAAAGGAAUUGUUAACAUUGGAAUUGAGGGUAUGUACAGAGAAGUUGGUGUCAACACCAUUUAAAAAGUCAUAUUUUUUCACAAAUAUAGAAAAAUCAUUUUACAUAAGAAUUUUAAGUAUUUGCAAUAAAUAUAUGUAUAUAGAUUGUAUGUAUUCAUAUAUUCUUAUUUUUCAUUUUAUUAUUAAGUAAAAGAUAAUUAAAGUGAAAAUAAAAACCUUGGAGUUUUUGGUGAAUCUUGAGGUCUGACAUCCAUCUGAGAGCGGUGUGGGUAAGGGCCCUCAGCUGUUGCCUUAUAUUAUCAUUGGAAGAUUACCACAGAUUGUAUAGAGGAGUGAAAUGAGGAAUUUGGUGAUAAACAUAUCAGGGUAGCAUAUUUCUCUCAGAAUUCUAGUAAAAAUGUUAAAUUCACCUUAUCUGUCUGUCUCUGUUUUCACCCUUGAACUGUUCUGUCUCUUAACCACCUGGUGUUCCUGGGAACGUUCAAAACAGACAAACACAAAAACAUGGUGUGCCCACUGUUUGCUUCUAUAACAAAGAACGGUAAGAAAAUAUCUCGGGGGGAAAAUAGGUUUUUCUUUCUCAACAGUGGUUAAUGAUUCAUUAGCAAACAUUUGCUGCCAUCACCUUACAAGCAGUAGGACUACGUGAAGAAAUAAUCUCGUGAAGGUAAUUGAAAACUUUUUUUCUGUUUCCCAGUUCUUCUCUAAGAAGUGAAUUUCCUGAGCAGUUCUGUAUCCUUCCUGAUUUAUCUGGAGAGGGAGUUUCCUAACCAGUUUUAGGUCCUUGCUGGUUGAUCUUGAGAGCUAGAAGAGCUAGGAGAACUUGGGUUUUGAACUGCCCAGUGUCGGGAAGGGCAAUUAUGCAAAUACGGAAUGAGCCAAAUAUUAGGAGAGCUUAACUGCCCAUGGUGCCAUACCUACAGAUAGUCUGCAAUCCUGUUCAAGAGAAUUUUGUGGUUGCAAAUACUUGGUUUUAGGAUACGAUUGAAGGAGCAAAAUGAUACCUAGAUAGUCUUUGGAAAUAAAGGAAUCUAGCCCAUUCUUUAAAAAUGAAUAAUUUAUAGAUUUAUAUUUUGGAAAUUAAUAAGGAUAUGUAGAAUGCUUUUUAAAAGACAGCCUUAUUAUUUUUCAAAAAUUGACAUUUCAAACAUUGGUGUUGCCCAAAGACAUUGAAUAUCGUUUACCCAUCCAAGGGAAACAGCACUGUAAAUCUUUGCUGAAAAUGCGCUUUUUUCUAAAGGAAAUUUCUGAAGUCUCAGGGAAUAUCUGCAUCCUCAUAAUUCCCAUAUAAUAAAUAGGAGUGAAGGUGAGAUAUUAAAUGUGUUUACACCAGCCCAUUAUGGCCUUUUACAAAGCCAUCCCCCCAUUUCCAGUAGAUAUAAUUAUUUAAAUGGGCCUCCUACCUCACCGAAAGUAACAUUCAUAUUCAGGUAAUGACACAGGAGCCUAAAUGUAUAAGUUGAUCUGCAGUUGAGUGAGAAAGCAAUAUACCAGAACACAACUUCAGCUUGAAUCCCCAACUGUCCUUUAUUUACAUCACAACCUUAGAAACCUGUGUUCAUUGCUUUUGACACUACUUGACCAUAAAGUGGUCUUAAAUAAGAUUUUGCAUACUGUUUCUAGCUGUUUUUGUGUACAGAUCAUGUUACUCAUUCACAUAUUUCUUGGAGCUCCUACUAUGUGCUAAGCACUACUGAAGUUCAGGGUAUACAAGAGUAAACAAAAGCAGCCAUGUAAAUUGCAAAAGGUCUUCCUAAAGUAGUAGUAGCCAUGUGUGUCUAGUUAAGGGCUCAAGGAGUAAAAAUGUGCUACAUAUUUCCCAAGACAUAAUGGAAAUUUAAGUGUAAAUGAAUUACAGAGGUGAAGCAUUUGAGGCACUGGGCGAAACACAGUGGCGAGACAUGAAGAAAGAGAAGAAAGGCAUUGUCCCUAGGUGAAAUAACAGUGUGGAAGUGAAGAGCCAUGUUAAUAAAAUUUACAUUUUCUGAAAACAAUCAUUGGAAGAUGUAGAAUUCUUAAUAGAAACGUCAAGAAAUUUCUUAGUAACAUCUUAGUUGAAGAGAGAAUCCCUUUCAAUUAAUUCUGGUCAGUGCAUCAGGAAAGAUGCUAUCUGUUCUUCUCAGCUAACCCUUUCUAAUAACAAUUAGGUAAAUAAUGCAACCUUCCUGUCACUGAUGUUAAAACACAAAGGAAGCUAAAGGGAAUUAAAACUAAAUCUUGAUUUUCGUCUUGUAGUCUGGUGAGAAGGAAAUAUAUCCCUUUAUUUUAUAUUUUUAAAAAUAUAAACAUAAGUUGUAUCCGUGCUUUUUCUCCAAAGUGGAUAAAAUUAGUGUUUUAAAGUUUUUUAUUAUAAUAUUGUAGAACUGGCUUUCCCCUCCCCACCCCCAUCUCUAAGUCACAGAACUUGAGUUAUAAGAAACUUCAGCAGGAUUCUAGACCUAAAAUUUUUAGCGGCCCAAAUUCCCAAUUCUUCCUUUGAGACUGUCUGGUGUUUAAAAAAAAAAAAAAGUUUUUAAAGGAUAAAUCAUUGUGUUUUGUUAGUGCUUAUUCUUGAAAUUUACUUACCAUUUAUCUUUAACCUGAAUUGUUGGAUUUGCAACUCAAAUUCUGUAUGCCAAAAUAAUCCAGAUUCACCUUUCGGUCAAGAAGGUAUUUGGUGUAUUCCACUGUGAAAUGUCUCAGCUUUGUCCAAGAAGCAGGAGGGUGGGUAUCCUAUAUUUUCACAAUAUUUGGUGACCUUAAACAAAAGAUUUGGUUUCUUUUAUAGAGACUUUAUAAACUAAAGAAUUUCUAUACCUCCAUGGAGCUUUCAGUCUUAACCUAUAAAGGGGAUCCUUGGAAAGACUUCCUUAAACUGGGAGGAGGGACUGAGCCUUGAAUGGAGAGCCAGAGACGAUCAGCUGGGCAGAUGGGCUGUGACCACAUAGUGGACUCUCCUGAAGAAUAACUUCCAACUCAAUGCCCCUGGUUCUCCAAACACAAAGAGGCUAAAGGGAAAUAAAAAACCUGAUUUCCAUCGUGACCGCAAAACCCAGAGAAUGCCUAGGGGAGAAGAAAGAUAAACCCAAGAUUGGGUUUAAAAUAGGUUUAAGUAAACUUGGGGUUAUUCUUAACUUUUUUACAAAAUAAUUUUUUUUUGUUUUUAAGGUUUUGGCUUCACAUAAUGUUACAUUGCCAUGAUUGGAACAUGGCAUUUGAUUCGAGACAUUUUGUAGGCUAAGUAAUGGUUUUCUAUUGAAUCAUCUAGUGGCAACUUUUGCUACUGAUCAGGAUUUAGGUCUGUACACCUAUCUGUUAGAUGACACAGAUGUUGCUCAUAAACACUAUUAAGCCAACUUGAGUCAACAUUGAAUUUCACUGACUUUAAUCAUGGAUCCUCUUUUUAAGUAGUUAAAAUUCAGAUUAGUCCAAUAAGAAAGCAAUGCAUUAAAUGAUAUCAAAAUAUUUGAAGAUACUUUAGAACUAUUUUGCACACAGCCUAUUUCCUUUCUAUGGAAAGUGUGGUACAAAAAAAAUGUUACUUUCUUGGGUAAGUUCUUUCUAAGAGUCAGUGUCUGAUGUUUUCAGAUACCUAGAGCUUGGACAUGAUGGAGUUGGACUUUGAACCCCAAGUAAGCAAUUCUCAUUUUAGGAUUUCAGGCAGUAGCAAUUUGAAGACUCUGGUGACCCCAGCUGAACCUGUAUGUAAUCACUUACCGCAAACUUUAAAUUAAUGAAACUCUUCCAGAGUCUCAUAUUUUGGUUUCCUCUUUGUUGCAUAAGGAGAUAGAUACUGGGCUGGGAAAGACCUGACAAUUUGCUCUUUGAUAAUAAACUACUGAUUGAAGGCCAAGUUCUUACUGAAUUCACAAAAUAUGUAGAAUCCAUGAGUACAUGACAAAUGAAACUCUAGAAAUUAAAAACUUUUAGCCGUAAGUGCUAUGACCUACUUUUUUAAAAAACCCAUCUUAGUUCUGUGAUUGCAUCACACCUUAAGACUUUCACCAGCACCAAGAGAAAUCCGAGUGGAAGAAAUGACCUUCUGUUGGUCUUGUUCACUUUAAAACUUUGUGCACAUAGGCCUUAGCACUUUGACAGAUAAAACUCUGCCUUUUAGCUCCCUCUCACUAUUGUCUUUAUUCCUCUCACUUUUAGACUGUUCCUUUUAUUGGUUGUAUAAAACUACCUUCUUCAGAAUUGAAUGUAUAAUGUUUCUGCACAUGGGCAAAUUGUAUUUUAUCUUAACGACUCAUUUAAGUUGAAUAAAGGCAUACAGUUUUACUUUA